Phycomyces blakesleeanus NRRL 1555(-) is the source of this 1833-nucleotide messenger RNA. RefSeq names its product glycosyltransferase family 22 protein. Gene Ontology annotation, biological process: protein N-linked glycosylation. Gene Ontology annotation, molecular function: alpha-1,2-mannosyltransferase activity. The record is from RefSeq and is a predicted model, not a curated record. The annotation marks the transcript as partial. The transcript is spliced from 6 exons. Gene Ontology annotation, cellular component: endoplasmic reticulum membrane. Lineage: Eukaryota; Fungi; Mucoromycota; Mucoromycetes; Mucorales; Phycomycetaceae.
CGUGUAUUGUUGAUCAUAAGAUGCGCAUCUGCUCUUUAUAGAACAAUCGCAGACUGUGAUGAGGUCUUUAACUACUGGGAACCACUCCAUUAUCUUCAGAACGGAUAUGGAUUUGAGACCUGGGAAUAUUCUCCCGAGUUUAGUAUUCGUUCUUGGGCAUAUGUUGCUCUUCAUGCAAUUGUGGGUUUAUUUGGAAAGAUCUUUGUCUCUAGCAAGUUGCAAUCGUUCUACCUUUUGCGCAUGGCAUUGGGAGCUUUCAGUUCGUUCGCAGAGGCCAAAUUUUAUAGAACUGUUACAGAGGAAGUCAAUCCCCACGUUGGUCGUUACAUCUUGGCAAUUCUGUUCUUUAGUGCUGGCAUGUUCAAUGCUUCUACAGCUCUGUUGCCUUCUACUUUUGCUAUGUACACUACCUUCCUUGCAUACUCUUACAUUCUCCGUCCCCCGAACCACAUUGAGCGUGAACGCACAUACAAAGCUGUUUUCUGGCUCGGCAUGGGUGCUCUUGUUGGAUGGCCAUUUAGUGCUGUAGUUGGUAUUCCUUUUGCUAUUGAAGAAAUCUUGGUCUUUGGUCGUGAUACCACAACCAAGAAGGAUGGUACUAUUAUUCAGGUACUUAGAUCUCCCAACUGGCGUAUCCACCGCCUUGUACGCUUGGUUGAAGCCAUUAUUCUUUGUGGUGCUGCUAUCUCGAUCCCUGUUAUAUUGAUUGAUCGUUUAUUCUAUCAACGCUGGACAUUCGUUCCUUUCAACAUUGUCCUAUAUAAUGUAUUUGGCGGUGAAGGCCGUGGUCCCGAACUUUAUGGUACCGAACCCUGGUACUAUUACAUCGUAAAUGGUUUCUUGAAUUUCAACAUUGUCUUUAUCCUUGCUCUUGGUUCUGCUCUCUGCGUGUUUGUUACAGCAUAUAUUGACCGUAACCGAAUUCCCGGAACUCGCAAGAUUGAUGUCAUUUGGCCCUAUGUUUUGCUCGGAUUGAAACUUAUUCCCUUUUACAUCUGGUUCGCCAUCUUCUCGCUUCAGCCUCACAAGGAAGAACGUUUCUUAUUUGUUGCUUAUCCUCUUAUCGCUCUCAAUGGUGCAAUCUCUCUUUACUUGAUCCGUAGCUGGGCUAGUCGUGUUGCUGGGUAUUUUGGUGCAAAGGUUGAAACACGCGCUGCCGUACUCCGUUAUACUUCAUUGGCUGUUUUAAUCGUUUUUGCUCUCUUGUCCGUAUCUCGCAUCUUGGCUGUAAUCACUCGUUACAGUGCUCCUUUGAAGAUCUUUGGCUCAAUCUGGGAUGAACGUGCUCCAGAUCAGCUGUUCAACCUUGACUAUCUCCAAGAAGACUACCCAACCGACCUUUCUAAAAAGACGAUGAACUUGUGUGUCGGAAAGGAAUGGCACAGAUUCCCUAGCAAUUUCUUUAUGCCCAGCGAUGUCCGUGUGCGCUUCAUCAAGAGCGACUUUGAUGGUGCACUUCCAAAGACAUUUGUAGAAGAUAUUGGUGCUUCUUCAUAUCUCGAAGUUGAUGGCCAACGUGUUGAGUAUCGCCCUCGCUUUUAUAAGUUUGAGGGAGCAUCUGCUAUCCAGCCAUUCAAUGAUCUGAAUAAGGCUGAUCCAAGUGUAUAUGUCCCACUCUCAGAGUGUGAUUACUUGGUCGAUUCCGAUUUCCCUCUGCGUCCUCUUUCUGUAAAUGAGCCUCCAUAUGUACAGGAUACCGCAACCUGGGAGACAAUGGAUUGUUAUCCAUUCUUAGAUGCUCAAAACUCGCAUCAGCUAGCAAGAGCCUUUUGGAUUCCCGAUUCGCAAGGAUUGAAGUGGGGAUCGUACUGCUUGUUGAAGAAGAGACAAUAA